GUUGAGAGUGAGCAUGACACUCCCAAGGCUCUCUUCCUUUCCGUUGAAUUUAGCCUACUAUCAUAUCCCUUUAAAUUAAUUAAGAAUAAAGUUACAAUUAACACAGUAGUGUCGUGAACUUGUGCCGCCUGACGCUGACGCUGACGAUAGUUUCUAUUUUUUUCCCCUCAGCAUUUCGCCGAAGCACAAAGAGAGCACCGUCUGAACAGAUAAAGCAACCAGGAAGUGAUACAGCAAUUCAAUCUAUGCUACCAUGGAUAUUUAACAGAUAGCCAUGUCUGUUAUGCAACUACUGGUCAACACCCUAGGAAAUGCGACCGGGCUCAUAACUGUCCUUAUUUGUGUCAUUGCAGCGCUUUUGCAUUACUUCGACGACCCUGAUCCGGUGAAAUACACCAGCAUGGCCGAGGACAUGAAGACCCUGGAGGAAAAGUUCCGGCAGCAAAACAAAAGCUGUUUCAUCCUUGGUGCCUCUGGGGAAACGGGCAAGAUGUUGCUUCAAGAGCUGCUGGAGCGCAACAUCUUCUCCAAGAUUACUCUCAUCGGAAGGAGACAGCUCACCUUUGAGGACAAAGCAUAUGCAAACCUGGUACAAGAGGUGGUUGACUUUGAGAAGCUUGAUGAUUAUGCUGCAGCCUUCCAAGGCCAUGAUGUUGGCUACUGCUGCCUGGGAACAACCAGAGCAAAAGCAGGGACUGAAGGAUUCAUCCGCGUUGAUCAUGACUAUGUUCUAAAAUCAGCAGAGCUCGCCAAAGCAGGAGGCAGCACCCAGUUCCACCUGGAGUCCUCCAGAGGAGCUGAUAAAAACAGCAACUUCCUCUACCUCAGAGUCAAGGGACAAGUGGAAGCAGAGAUUGAGGCGGUGGGUUUCGACAGAUAUGCCAUUUACAGACCAGGGGUUUUGUUGGUAGACAGGCAGGAGAGUCGGCCUUCUGAGUGGCUCGCCAGGAAAUUCUUCAGUGCUCUUUCUGCUGUGUCUUCUACGUCCAUGGCCAUCUCGAUCCAAGCAGUGGCAAAAGCAAUGGUGGCAAACACUCUGCUUCAACCUGAGCAGAAGACGGAGAUCCUGGAGAACAAAGCCAUCGCCAGUCUGGGAAAGAGCACAGGGAUAAAGCAGGACACAAAGUGAGAGGUAAUUUCAACAGAUCUACAGAGAGGACUACAUACUGCAAACACUAUUUAUAUCAUCACGAUGUCAAAGGAUUUUCACAUUAUUUAAAAAUCGUAUUGGGUUGCAUUUAUUAGGUCUUAAAAUGAUACUGUUAUAUUUUCAUCAGGGAACUGUUGCAAGACGUUUCGAUGUGCACAUGUGUGCUCAGAGACAACCCACUAAACAACUGCCUUUUAUUAAAUGUUUGAAUUUAUUUUACACUAUAUUAAAAUAUUGGA
Etheostoma cragini (Arkansas darter) is the source of this 1389-nucleotide messenger RNA. RefSeq names its product HIV-1 Tat interactive protein 2 (gene htatip2). Gene Ontology annotation, biological process: import into nucleus. The record is from RefSeq and is a predicted model, not a curated record. Gene Ontology annotation, cellular component: cytoplasm. NCBI's taxonomy places the organism in Eukaryota, Metazoa, Chordata, Actinopteri, Perciformes, Percidae. The coding region runs from base 275 to 1129 and encodes 284 amino acids. The transcript is spliced from 7 exons.